UGUCCUGCCUCCGCCGUCUCCUCUUUCUCCGCCUGCAUCCCCCGGGGGGCAGAGUGUGGGAAGAACGAAUUUCCGCCGGGUUUGCUCGCUCCUUGCCGACGUGGGUCCCUUCCGGACGCAGCCUGCGCGGCCCCCAGGCUGCCCACUCCGACUGCGCUCCGAGUCCCCCCGGACCGCCGAACGAGCAGGCGCCGGAGACGCAGGCCUAUCGGCCGGUGCUCAGCAGCCAAGCCGCACCCCAGCAGCUCUUGGAAGGGAUCCCGCCUGCAGUGGGGGAAUCCGCUUGGCGGGGAGAAUCCGCGCCAGGGAAUCCAGCUCUCCGGAGUCCAGAGCAAACAAAAAGCACCAACUCUUGCUCGCUCCUCCCGCCCCCGACGCGCAUCCGAAGAAACAGUUUUCUGCAGAAAUGCAACAAGUAGCACCCGGGACUCGCCGAGCGCCCAGCGCCUCCUGAUUUGGCUCCCCUAAGCCCGCCUGCGGAGACCCGGGCCAGUUACCCGGACAAAGGGCGGAGGAAGGGUUGGACCGAGCAGCAGAGACGUCCCAAAGAGGCCUUUUAGCGACUCUGGCCCGGCUGAGGGGAAUGCAGAGGAGACACCGAUCUGGCCGGCCCAGAGGACCAUCCGGCCGCAGGGCGCUGGGCGGGCGGCGAUGGAGGGUGUCGGCGCCGUGCGCUUCUGGCUCAUGGUGUGCGGCUGCCUGGCGUUCCCGCCGCGGGCCGAGUCCGUGUGCCCCGAGCGCUGCGACUGCCAGCACCCCCAGCAUCUCCUGUGCACCAACAGGGGGCUCCGCGCGGUGCCCAAGACCAGUUCGCUGCCUAGUCCCCAGGACGUGCUCACCUAUAGCUUAGGCGGCAACUUCAUCACUAACAUCACGGCCUUCGACUUUCACCGCCUGGGGCAGCUCAAACGGCUGGACCUGCAGUACAACCAGAUUCGCUCCCUCCACCCCAAGACCUUCGAGAAGCUCUCGCGCCUGGAGGAGCUGUACCUGGGGAACAACCUCUUGCAGGCGUUCGCUCCUGGCACGUUGGCUCCGCUACGCAAGUUGCGAAUCCUUUACGCCAAUGGUAAUGAAAUUGGCCGCCUUAGCCGCGGCUCCUUCGAGGGCCUGGAGAGUCUAGUCAAGCUACGGCUGGACGGGAACGUGCUGGGAGCAUUGCCAGACGCAGUCUUCGCUCCUCUGGGCAACCUGCUCUAUCUACAUCUGGAGUCUAACCGGAUCCGCUUUUUGGGCAAGAAUGCCUUCACUCAGCUGGGCAAGCUUCGAUUCCUCAACCUCUCUGCCAACGAGCUGCAACCUUCCCUGCGCCAUGCGGCCACCUUCGUCCCGCUGCGCUCCCUCUCCACUCUCAUCCUCUCCUCCAACAACCUGCAGCACCUCGGCCCCCGCGUCUUCCAGCACCUGCCACGCCUUGGCCUGCUCUCCCUCAGUGGCAACCAGCUCACACAGCUUGCGCCAGAGGCCUUUUGGGGCCUGGAGGCCCUGCGCGAACUGCACCUGGAAGGCAACCGGCUGAGCCAGCUUCCCCUGGCACUGCUGGAGCCUCUGCACAGCUUGGAGGCCCUAGAUCUGAGUGGCAAUGAGCUGUCUGCUCUGCACCCCGCCACCUUUGGCCACCAGGCUCGGCUGCGUGAGCUCAGCCUGCGCGACAACGCUCUCAGAGCUCUUUCUGGAGACAUCUUCGCUGCCAGCCCGGCUCUCUACCGCCUAGAUCUAGACGGCAACGGUUGGACCUGCGAUUGCCGGUUGCGGGGUCUGAAGCGCUGGAUGGGCGACUGGCAUUCUCAGGGGCGCCUUCUUACCGUCUUCGUUCAGUGUCGCCACCCCCCGGCCUUGCGGGGCAAGUACUUGGAUUACCUGGAUGACCAACUUCUGCAGAAUGGGUCUUGCGUGGAUCCCUCACCUUCGCCUACAGCAGGCAGCAGGCAGUGGUCUCUAUCCACAGCUACGGGGGAGGGGAUGACGUCCCCUGCAGGGGGUCUCGCGCAGGAGCUGCCACCGCAGCCCCAGCCCCAGCAGCGGGGGAGACUUCUACCAGGAGUGGCCUGGGGCGGGGCUGCCAAAGAGCUCAUGGGCAACCGCAGCUCACUAAGGUUGAACCGGCGGGGUCCAGGCCUGCAGCGUCAGGGCCUCUCUACCGCUGCUGUUUCGGGCCCUGCCCCACAGUCCCUGGACCUGCAAGAGAAGCCUGAGCGAGGUCGUCCCACCCGUGCCAAUCUUGCCCAGGCUGAGCCCACCCCGACGGCGGAGCCCGCCUCAGGGACACCAUCUGCCAGAGACAGCUGGCAGCGCGCAGCAAAGCAGCGCCUAGCCUCGGAGCAGCAAGAGCGCGUAGUCGCGUCCGACGGUGGGGUCGGCUUGCCACCGCUGGUAUCCGACCCCUGUGACUUCAACAAGUUCAUUCUGUGCAACCUGACGGUGGAGGCGGUGAGCGCCAACAGCGCCUCGGUGCGCUGGGCGGUUCGCGAGCACCGCAGUCCCCGGCCGCAGGGCGGCGCACGCUUCCGCCUGCUCUUUGACCGCUUUGGCCAGCAGCCCAAGUUCCAGCGCUUCGUCUACCUGCCCGAGCGCAGCGACUCGGCCACGCUGCACGAGCUGCGCGGAGACACUCCUUACCUAGUGUGCGUGGAGGGCGUGCUCGGGGGCAGAGUUUGUCCCGUGGCCCCCAGGGACCACUGUGCCGGCUUGGUAACCCUGCCAGAGGCAGGAGGUCGAGGCGGCGUCGACUACCAGCUCCUGACCUUGGUCUUGCUGGCUGUCAACGCACUGCUGGUGCUCCUGGCUCUGGCGGCCUGGGGAUCACGGUGGCUGCGGAGAAAGCUGCGUGCCAGGAGGAAGGGAGGGGCCCCGGUCCACGUUCGCCACAUGUACUCCACCCGACGGCCACUGCGCUCUAUGGGCACUGGUGUGUCUGCGGACUUCUCGGGCUUCCAGUCGCACCGGCCCCGCACCACCGUGUGCGCACUCAGCGAGGCAGACCUCAUUGAGUUUCCCUGCGACCGCUUCAUGGACAGCACCAGCGGUGGGGCCGGUGGCAGCUUGAGGCGGGAGGACCACCUCUUGCAAAGAUUUGCUGACUAGGUUUAGUGCCUCCACGCGGAAACCAUCUCAAUGGCCUUGAGGAGCCUCUCUCCGUGACUCCAUGCCAUCUCAGAGGAAGACUUUCUUUUUUUAGACCUUUCUCCCUAUGUGCAUUUGCUGAAGCCAAGUGGCACAGAAAGUGAAUCCGACACCACCCUUCACAUCCCAAUAUUCACAAAGCAAAUGGAUGGGUGUUGGUUGUCAAACCCAAGAGCAGGGACAAGUGAACGCUGGGGUAAAGGUGGGAACCCUUGGCAUAUCUAGGGCAUGGCUCCUGUGGCAAUGCAGCAUAGUAGCCUGGCCGGCCUUGGGCUAGAAAGGGUGCUUUAUGCUCCUACUAUGACAAAGAGACUCUGGUUUGUACAUUUGUUUGCUCUGUAGUAGGGUUCUGCUCCCAGUUAAGAAAAGGGGGACUUGUCACCAUCACAAAGGGGUCCAGCAACCGCCCCCACCAAUCUGGUGGUCUUUGCCGAGAUGGGCAGGGUAAAUAGGUACCACACUCACCCAGGAACCCUUUUCUGUUGGCUGGUAGAGCACCCAGAAAGCCUUAGGUUUAAAACAACCAGAUGCUACCUUUUUCAACAAUAUGAAGAGCAUUUAACAAACAGACCAAUAAACUCAGACUCUUGGUUGAACUGGAUCCCUUCUACUGUUUAUCCUAUACAGGAUGCGACCUUUUGCUGACUUUUGGGUUACUGAGAUUGUUCUCAGGAGAAGGCUGCAUGCAAUACUUCUCCACCAGGCUUGCUCCUGUGGUUUUAAUUUUAUUUUUAAAAUCUGCAUAUGGAAAAGAAUUGAAUGCCAGAUUUGAUUUUAAAAAUGCACUAUGCAUGAAACUGAUGACUCCCUAGGGCACUCUGGCCUUCCAGGUCCCUUGCCACGAUUCUGAUAGCUUGUCUAGAUGGGAGCCAGUGAGACUUAUUUCUCACUGCAUUUCGUCAGCGUCCCGCCCUUCUUGACAGCACCUGGCUCUGAGUUGCACAGCUAGGCAAUGCACAUAAGGUAAUUGCCAGGCUGGGGACUGAGUGCAGUGGUGGUGUUUGCUUACGAGGCUCUAUGUCCAUCCCAAUACCACAAAACGAAGCAAUGGGUGAUGUGUGUUAGUGGGAUAUUUUCUGCCCACAUUAUGAUAGAAGAUAAGAAGAAAUUGUGGGAAACAAAUGUGAAAAAGAUACAGUAAUGAGUAUCUGUUUCUACUAAACCCAUGAUCAUGAGUACUUAACCCUCACUGUGAAAUAGUUAUAUAUUUUACAAAUUAAUUCCUUCAGUAGCCAGUGUUUUACUGUGUUAUUAAAUCUUAUCUUUCAGUAGUAGUUGCAAUGUUUUUCAUUUUUUUAUUUUAGGAUUAAUCUCCUAUAUUUGUUUAGUUGUGUUUUAACUGUUUGGGAUACUUUUCUUCCCUGAUAUUUAUGAAGUCUGUGUUUAUAUUAAAUGUAGUGGUUGGGUUCACAUUAAUAAUUCGUGUGUGGUCCAAGUACACUUACUAAGAGGGUGUACACUGUGGUUACAGCCAGUGUGGUUAUGGAUUUAUUAGCAGUGGGGUACUGUUCAGGUCAGCCAGUUCAAGGUGCUAUGGCUAACAGUGACUCCUCUGUUCCAGGCCUUGGGCCCCUGAGGGUCCCAAUGACUCAGGGAAUCCAUCACAGUUCAGGGCCCUUCAACCCACUCACUCUAUGUUUGGCCUACACGAGCCAUGCCUGCCUUGUCCCAGCAGCUGAGGCCCCAGGGGUCUAAAUGAGCUGGUCUUUGUUUAUGUCCGGAUGAGUAAAUGUCCAGACCACUUAAGCCACAGCUGCUCUUCUGGCAGUCUUAUCUGCAGGGCCCAAACUUAAUAAACCACAGGAAAUAGACUGUCAUUCUGUGUUUGUUGCCAGGCCUUGUUUUAGAUUCCGAGCGUAUGGUACGUGGGAGGUGGGAGGUGGCGUUGUUUGCUCUUGUUUUCAACCUGCAGGCUAUCUGGCACCUUCUGUAUAGCUCACAAUUUUUCAUGCACAGCAAGUUACAUCUCUUAGUUGUUUCUUUUAUGCAGUGUAAAACCGAGGCCCAUUGAAAGUCUGGGGAUUAAAAACAAAACAAAACAAAACAAAAUACUGAUUGGAUCUACCACCUGCCUUUUUCAACUGUAGAAUAUCCCCCAAAAUGGUUAAGGCCUGUAUUUAAAAUAGUUUCACUGAAAAGUCUUUCAGUGAGAAUUAAUAAAUGUUAUACACUGUUAUGUUCAAUUAUGUCAAUAAACCCACAUACUAAUGGA
This is a messenger RNA of Arvicola amphibius (Eurasian water vole), 5335 nucleotides long. RefSeq names its product TLR4 interactor with leucine rich repeats (gene Tril). The coding region runs from base 652 to 3084 and encodes 810 amino acids. The transcript has a single exon. Gene Ontology annotation, cellular component: extracellular matrix. The record is from RefSeq and is a predicted model, not a curated record. NCBI's taxonomy places the organism in Eukaryota, Metazoa, Chordata, Mammalia, Rodentia, Cricetidae. Gene Ontology annotation, molecular function: protein binding.